AUAUUUUAAACUGUGAUUGAAGGAGCAUAUGUAGUAAUUAUGAUACCAAUGCAACUAGUUUUUGGCAUAGGCUGCGUAAUUGUGGCUGCAGUCGCUGCAAUUUAUUAUAGUCAGCAGGUGCAGGAACGACCUCACUCGAGUGGAGGAAGCUGGAAAGAUGAUAAUAACGAUCGCAGAUUUAAUAAUAGCAAAAAGCGACAGUUUCGUGAAAGCAAGUCAGGCGACAAGUGUCUUAUCUGCCAUGAAGAAAUGACCGAAGUGUCGAUGCAUAAAAUGCGUUGUGGUCAUGCGCUGUGCAAACUUCCUUGCUUUUACGACUACCGCGAAUGGCGUCGCAAUUGCCCAUAUUGUGAAAAAAUCGUGAUACGCAUCGAUCAGCCCGGCGACAAUUGCUCGAUCUGUUGUGAGCCCAUGGAAUUGCCGACAAUGUCGUACUUACGAUGCGAGCAUGCACUUCACACACUAUGCCUACAGGAGUAUAAGAAAAACAAUUAUAAGACUUGUCCCAUUUGCUUUCGUAACAUGUAAGCGCAUUUUGUUAUGCAUCUCGAGCUGAGUGCAUGCAGUGUAAACUAGAGCAAUAUAAAAUGCAGCUGAUAAUGGCACAAACAUAGUUAUAUAUAUAUAU
Messenger RNA from Drosophila navojoa, 628 nucleotides. RefSeq lists its product as uncharacterized. NCBI's taxonomy places the organism in Eukaryota, Metazoa, Arthropoda, Insecta, Diptera, Drosophilidae. The record is from RefSeq and is a predicted model, not a curated record. Gene Ontology annotation, molecular function: metal ion binding.